Messenger RNA from Oryzias latipes (Japanese medaka), 4232 nucleotides. It is a transcript of the gene cusr, whose product is annotated as Copper-only SOD repeat protein. Gene Ontology annotation, molecular function: metal ion binding. The record is from RefSeq and is a predicted model, not a curated record. NCBI's taxonomy places the organism in Eukaryota, Metazoa, Chordata, Actinopteri, Beloniformes, Adrianichthyidae. Gene Ontology annotation, biological process: superoxide metabolic process.
CACUCCUCUGCAAACCUCUCAGGCAUCCCAUGGUUUUUGGAGAGCUCACUGAGACACGCAGACUAUCAUUUUGCUGCCUCUGAACUGGAAAGCUUUUUAUGCAACUGGCUAUUUUCAAAGAUCCCUGCCUCCUCUCGGUCUGUUGAUCCGCCGCCACAAUGCGCCUCCUCAUAGCUGCUCUGCUGUUUGUGGGGUUUGAUUCUGUUCACUGUGCUGAUUUCGUGGCACCUCUGAACAUGGGCGGGGUCACAGGUCUAGUGAGUUUUAACUCAACCUCUCAGGCAGUUCUCGUUAACAUAUCUGGUGCUGGAUCCUGCAGUUCGGUGAACUUUUCCCUCAGUGAGUUUCCUGUUAUGUACGGCCACUUCAAAGAUCCCUGUUCUGAGGCAAACAUCGGCCCCGGCAUCUUCACCUUUCAGGCAGAUCCCUCCCAAACAAACUCCAUUGACGUGUCACUUCUUUUUAGGCAAAGAUCCAAUCUGGAUGACCUUUCGCUGUCUUUGCUUACAUGUAACGGUACCAAAGUGUGCACAGUUGUGAGUCAAAGCCAAACAAAUGUAACUCUACAGGCCAGGUUCACUGGCUCAAUUUCAGGAAACAUUUAUCUACGUCUUAAUUUAAACUAUUCCAAUUCAAGGCUGCUUGCGGACCUUGCAGCAGUGGAGUCGAGCGCUUCACAAACCAACGUCACUCUUUUUGGAUCUCUGAGUACAGCUCCGAGCUGUGAUGUCCUUCUUGGAAGCGUAGCUCCAUCAGCAUUGAGAAAUCUGGGGGUUGUAAAGGUUGGGCUUCCUUUGCUUCCUCAGAAAUCACGACUGGAUCUUGAUAGUUUCAACUCCUCCUACAAAUUUCUGCUGUACAGCAUUGGGUCGACGUAUAAGUGUGCCCAGAUCCAUAACCUCCCCGUGAAGCAGGUGAGAGCCGUGGUGAACAUGAGAGGGAUUAUGGGCUACUUCAGCUUUUUCCAGGCUUCACCAUUUGAUCUGACUAGAAUUACAGUCAACCUCACAAACCUGAACCAAGUUGGGCCCUACCAUGUUCACCAAUUUCCUGUCCCAAAUUCAAUUGGAUCAGGCUUGUGUUCAAAUGCUAAUGUUGGUGGUCACUGGAACCCAUUUGGAAUUGACACAAUGAGCCAAUCCUACCCAAAAGGGCCUGGAUCCACACAUGACAAGUAUGAGAUAGGUGACCUAAGCACCAAGCAUGAGUCUCUAAAAGACAAAAGCAUGAUGAUGAAAACAUUCACAGAUUUUAAUCUGCCUUUGUUUGGGCAGAAUAGCAUCGUAGGUCGCUCCGUUGUGAUUCACAGCCAAACAGAUAAUGCGAGAUUUGCAUGUGCCAGUAUAGGCUAUCCUGCUGAAGUCACUGUAGCCAAAGCCAAGUUCCAGAGUCCUGUGGUUGGUGAGGUUUGGUUCACCCAGGUAGUCAAUAGUCCUCUUUCUGAUGUAUCCAUCUUUAUGUAUCUUUCAUAUGGAAAUCCCUCAAUGACAGCAAGCCAGAUGCACAAUUGGCAUGUUCACAUCUUCCCUAUCAGCUCAGAAAGGGAUGAUGAUGCGCAGCGCUGCAGCACAACUGGAGGUCAUUGGAAUCCGUUCCAAAUCACAGUCAACGGCAAUUAUACUGUCAACUGUGCCCCUUUGUCUCCAUUAAGCUGUGAGGCAGGAGACUUUGCCAACAAACAUAGCACCAUUAACCUUAGUGCUACAGUAGGAAGUGUGGAUUCAAAACACUUUUUCACUGAUGUCACUGCCUGGGUGCCAGGAAUGAUUGGUCGCUCUGUGGUCAUUCAUGAAGCAGGAAGGGGAGCACCAAGAAUUGCUUGUGCAAACAUUACAGAGGUUAGAGUUCCCAAGGCUAUCUUAGGUCAGUGGUUUGGUCCGGGGUCAAUUGACGGUCAGGUGCAAUUCUCUCAGGCUGUGCCACAAGGUCCCACAACUAUACAAGUGUCCUUGAAAAACCUGGCCUCCAUUGCUGGAGGGUAUCAUGUCCAUGUGUUGCCCCUCAAACCUGGCAGUGCCAGCCCCUGUUCAAAUGCAGACAUCCUUGGACAUUUCAACCCAUUAGCUUGGAAUGUUUCAAACUCUCCUUCGCCUGGUGUGGGUACAGUCGACCAGUAUGAGGUAGGCGACAUCAGUGGGAAGUUUGGGAUGUUGACUCUGAAAGACAUCUAUGAGGGAGUCCAUGAGGACCCGAGCAUGCCACUGACUGGACCUUACAGCAUCGUUGGGCGGUCUCUGGUAAUUCAUCACACCAAUUCAACAAGACUGAGGUGUGCCGACAUCAUAGCAAAUACAAGCACAGGAGGACAGCUGAUCAAUUCCACAGCUGUUUUCAAUGGUGUGGUGACCGGAACAGUCCAACUGCGCCAGCAGAUGUUUGCUGAUGGGAGCUCUAGUGAUGUUACUCUGAUCGUCAACCUUCAAUCAACCACAAAAGCAAAUCUGGAGCAAGCCUCUUUGUUCAUCGCAAGCAACCGUUUGAACGGCAGCCUGUGCGACUCGGCGGGCGCCACGUUCAAUCCCUUCAGCAUGACAUUGAAGAGCUCCAGCUGCUCUUUAGGAAACCCUCUGAGUUGUGCGGUGGGGGAAAUAUCUGCCAGACAAGGCAAUGUGAGCCUGACCCAGAGGCAGGUCUUCUCCGACAGCCUCAUCCAGCUCUCUGGGGACAACACAGUUGUGCACAGGUCUCUUGUGCUGAAGGACGGGGACGCCAUCAUUGCAUGUGCAGACAUCCUCCCAAACUCCCCAUCAUCCCAGCAGAUCUUUCCCAAUGUCACCAACUUCAGCCGGUUUGAUUUCCGUAAAAGGGUGGCGGACGUCCUCAAGGUGGAAACAGCAAGGGUCACCAUCUUACCCGGCUCUCCCUUCAAUGUUGAGGGUCGCAACUGCCAGAGGGUCACCUACAUGGUGUCAGACAUUUGGCAUUCAGACAGUGAACUGCACCAGGGUUCACUUGCAAGAGAGCCGUGAUCAAGUCGGGUACAGUUCAUGAACAAACAAAAUAUCCGGUAAACCUGAGAGUGCAAGCAAACCAAAAAGGUUCUGUCCAAAAAUAAAAAGCUGAUAAAGAAAAGGUUUGAUCAAAUCUUUAACAGGCAGAUACACAGUCUCAUAGAUGUUCACACAAAGACCAUGUCACACAGUCACCACGUUUAUUUUGCGCAUUUUCCAUGUCUUUCAUGUUACAUGUGUGAUAAACGUCGUUCAUACGUGUCUCUUGUGUUCGUCGUUCGUCGAUGUGAGCAGAUGUCCGUCGAGGAAUUCAGCUGACGGGACUUGACAUGAAAUCGGUUUUGACCUGUUCAAAAUUUUUGGUCGGUUGAGAAUUAUGCAGGCUACGCGUAUUUUACGUAGUUUAUACGCAAUUAUUACAGAAAUCUUACACAAUUGGGUGUGAUUUUUCUGAGAUACAUACACAAAUUUGUCUCUUUCCACGAACGUUCCACGUCUGUCUAACAGACUUUACACGCAUGAACCACCGAUAUCAUUUAUCACAACAAUCACACAGUUCGUGCACAUUUGGCGUGUUUGUGACGGGUCUAUAAAUCGGCCAAUCUUUAACCCCUCCAGCAGGGGGGUCUCCCACUGCUCUCUUGCGGGGCGGUGUCUGGUCCCACGCAGUAGGCGGGACACUAGAGGGGGGCGAGUACGACGAGCGCGGAUGCAACUGUGGCUGGCGCGGGGCUCUCUCUGGCAGAUCACCCAAGCCCCUCCCCUCAGUUGGGACCUAGCGGCUGGUUCAGACCACGGGAUUCCAACUGUUUAACUAAAACAAAAUAUUUGAUUGCCCGCGGUGGGUGCUGACCAUGGUGCUGAAGCAGUGGGAUUUCUGUUCAGUGCCCUGAACGUCAAAGAAGCGCUGGUUUACGUGUUCUUUGUGUGGUUUAUUUAGCGUUUUUAAUGUGGUUCAUCAAUGAUACAUCUUGUAAAAAUUUUGCGUAAAGACCAAACCUUUUCUCACAUAAAUUCACGUAUGACCAGUUGCAGAAAACAAUAAAUGUACUGCCUGUGUGAUUUUCACUAACUGGACUCAUGGAUCUUUUUUCUGAUGUGUCUGUUUCUUCAUGGUCAGAGUUCAUUUUGUGCAAUAUCGCCCACUCAUGAGCAUCUGUUGUAACUGCAUGAUACAUUUUUAGGUGGAUAGUCUGCUUUGAAAAAGGCAACAUGGUAACAAAACAAUGGUGUAAAGUUUCCUGGACUGUCUGAAACUCUUAAACUCCACUGGCACACCCA